This is a messenger RNA of Pogona vitticeps (central bearded dragon), 2601 nucleotides long. NCBI's taxonomy places the organism in Eukaryota, Metazoa, Chordata, Lepidosauria, Squamata, Agamidae. The record is from RefSeq and is a predicted model, not a curated record.
AUGGGUGACAAAACAACAUACAUGAUCUCAAGGGUCAGCUGCAAAUCAGCAACACAAAGAUACAAUGAUGGCUAUUUUAAGCCAGGUAAUCAUAUUGUCAGUGCCGUUUUAUCUUUACGUGCUGUCGGGCUUCCAAACGAAUUAUUCAAAACAGUACCCGGGAGUGGUCUGCAGUUUGAGUUGGUGAGAAAGAACUACCAGCAUGCCUUGGCUCUUAUUUUUGCCACAGAAGAAAUCAAUAACAAUCCAUAUAUUUUAAAUAAUAUCACCCUGGGCUUCCACAUCUAUGACAAUGUCUUCAGUGACAAAUUCAACUACGAUGUCACUCUUUCUUUGUUGUCUAUUAAAAAAGAAAACUUCCCAAAUUACCGAUGUGGAAGGCGGUACAAAAUGUCUGCUGUUGUCGGAGGACUAAAUUCUAGAACGUCCAUGCAGAUGGCCAGUAUUUUAGGUCUCUACAAGAUCCCCCAGCUCACUUAUGGUUCGAUCCACGCAAUAAUGAAUGAUAUGAUUCAGUUCCCAUUUUCCUAUCAAAUGGUCCAAAAUGAAGCUGUCCAGUAUGAUGGGAUAGUGCAGCUGCUACUAUAUUUUGGAUGGACGUGGGUUGGUCUCAUUGUUUCAAAUGAUAACCACGGGGAAGAGUUUGCACAAGCUGUGAAAUCAAUUCUUAGUAAAUACAGUAUCUGUGUAGCCUUUUUAGAAAAGGCUCCACCUUUCUCUAUGGCUGUAACCAGUAACGGAUCCCCAUACUAUAUAUUCAAUAAUGUACAAACUUUGAACAGUCUUCUUUGUACAAAAGCCAAUGUGGUUGUUGGGUAUGGGGACACAUCUUAUAUGCUUGGUUUAGAACUAUUGCUCCAUCACAGUGAAAUAUUAACCAGGAGCUUGAUACAGAAGAUUUGGAUCACAACAGCACAGUGGGACUUCACUUCACAGGUUUUUCUCAGUGCCUGGGAUGUCAAAUAUUUCCAUGGUUCCUUGUCUUUCACCAUCCACAAAAAUGAUCCUCCAGGAUUCCAGAGCUUUCUCCAGAACUUUAACCCCUAUAAGCACUCUGACAGCAGUUUUAUCCAACAGUUCUGGCAGGAAGCAUUUGGUUGUGUAGUCUCUAAUUCCUACAAGAGCACAGAAAAACUGAACAUCUGUACAGAGAAGGAAAAGCUGGAAGGCCUUCCUCAGACAAUAUUUGAAAUGACUAUGUCGGGUGAGAGCUAUAAUAUCUACAAUGCAGUUUAUGUCUUGGCAUAUGCUUUGCAUACCAUUUAUUUAUCAGAACAUGUGAGGUGUUCAGGAACAUCUGGACUGGAACAUGAGAUAAUGCAGCCGUGGGAGCUUCACUCAUUUUUGAGAAAAAUCCAUUUUAACAACAGUGCUGGAGAUGAGGUGUUUUUCAACGAAAACAUGGAAUUAUCCACGGGAUAUGACAUUGUUAACUGGGUCACAUUCCCAAAUAAAUCCUUUAUCCAAGUGAGAAUUGGAACACUGGCUUCCCAGGCUUUCUCUGAUCAAAGGUUUAUUGUAAAUAAAGAUGCCAUUACAUGGCCUAGCAUCUUCAAUCAGACAUUGCCACAGUCAAUGUGCUCUGAGAAAUGCCAUCCAGGAUACCACAUGAGGGUUCUUGAAGGAUAUGCAUCUUGCUGUUAUGAUUGUAUCUUGUGUCCAGAAGGGAUUAUUUCAAACCAAACAGAUGCACAUAAUUGCUAUAGGUGCCCUGAAAAUGAGCAUCCAAACAAGCAUCAGAAUAAAUGUAUCCCUAAAGCUAUAGCUUUUCUUGCUCAUGAUGACCCCUUAGGGAUCAGUCUGAUUUCUGCUACACUAUUUUGUACCCUGCUGACAGCCUCAGUACUUGGAAUAUUUAUUAAGCAUCAGAACACGCCGAUUGUCAAAGCCAACAAUAGGGACCUUACCUAUCUUCUGCUAAUUUCACUCUUGCUCUGCUUCCUUUGUUCCUUACUGUUUUUUGGACGACCCAGCAAGAUAACUUGCCUACUCAGACAAACUGCUUUUGGGAAUGUCUUUUCUCUUGCACUUUCUAGUGUGCUAGCCAAAACAAUCACUGUGAUCUUAGCAUUCAAAGCCACAAAUCCUGGAAACAAGUUGAAGAAAUGGGUGGGCAGAAGACUGCCCAGCUACCUUGUCCUUCUUUGUACUAUUGUCCAAGUUGUCAUCUGUGCCAUAUGGCUAGGCACUUCUCCCCCAUUCCCAGAUCUUGACAUGGUCUCACAGACUGGGCAGAUUGUGGUACAAUGCAACGAAGGCUCAGAAACGAUGUUUUACACUGUCCUGGCCUACAUGGGUGUUCAGGCUCUUAUUAGCUUCACCGUGGCCUACCUAGCCAGGAAACUGCCCAGCACGUUCAAUGAGACUAAAUUUAUCACCUUCAGCAUGUUGGUGUUUUGCAGUGUCUGGGUAACCUUCAUUCCAACUUACCUGAGCAGCAAAGGCAAAUAUGUUGUAGCUGUGGAGAUCUUCUGUAUCCUGGCCUCCAGUGCGGGAUUACUGAGUUGCAUUUUUGCUCCCAAAGUAUACAUUAUUUUGUUGAAACCAAAUAUGAAUACCAGAGGCCAUUUGUUUAAGAACAGUUGCAGUAAAUGCCAUUAG